Messenger RNA from Microthlaspi erraticum, 1626 nucleotides. Lineage: Eukaryota; Viridiplantae; Streptophyta; Magnoliopsida; Brassicales; Brassicaceae. The record is from the annotation of a GenBank genome assembly.
AUGAGAGAUUCUUGCAAAGUCUCUAUAGUUCUUCUUCUGGUUAUAAUCAAUGGUGUAUUUGGAGAUAACCCUUAUAGAUUCUUCACCUGGAAAAUAACUUAUGGCGACAUUUAUCCCCUUGGUGUUAAACAACAGGGAAUUUUGAUAAAUGGGCAGUUUCCUGGACCUCACAUUGACGCAGUCACAAAUGAUAAUAUCAUUAUCAGUGUUUUUAACUACUUGAAAGAGCCUUUCCUCAUUUCUUGGAACGGAGUGCAACAGAGGAAGAACUCAUGGCAAGAUGGUGUCGUAGGCACAACAUGUCCAAUCCCACCUGGCAAAAACUUCACUUACAUAAUCCAAGUCAAAGAUCAAAUCGGUAGCUUCUACUAUUUCCCUUCUCUUGCCUUCCACAAAGCCGCUGGUGCCUUUGGAGCCAUCCGUGUCUGGAGCCGUCCUCGCAUCCCCGUCCCGUUCCCUUCUCCUGACGGCGACUUCUGGCUUCUCGCCGGAGAUUGGUACAAAACCAACCACUAUGUUUUGAGACGUCUCUUAGAAGCCGGAAGGAAUAUUCCGGCGCCUGAUGGCGUUCUCAUCAAUGGCCGUGGCUGGGGAGGCAACACCUUCACGGUACAACCCGGAAAGACGUACAGAUUCAGAAUCUCAAACGUUGGAAUCGCGACUUCGUUAAACUUUAGAAUCCAAGGACACACGAUGAAGCUCGUUGAAGUGGAAGGCUCUCACACUAUUCAAAACGUCUACACUUCACUUGACAUUCAUUUAGGCCAAUCUUACUCUGUUCUCGUCACCGCUAAUCAAGCCCCUCAAGACUAUUACAUCGUCGUCUCCUCCAGGUUCACACGCAAAGUGCUCACCACGACUUCGAUUCUCCAUUACAGUAACUCCAGAAGAGGCGUCUCUGGUCCUGCUCCAUCUGGACCUACUUUGGACAUUGCCUCCUCGCUCUUCCAAGCUCGAACUAUCAAGAGGAAUCUAACCGCGAGUGGUCCGAGACCGAACCCCCAAGGCUCGUAUCAUUACGGUUUGAUUAAACCAGGCCGUACGAUCAUACUCGCUAACUCGGCUCCUUGGAUCAACGGCAAGCAAAGGUACGCCGUGAACGGUGCCUCUUUUGUUGCGCCUGACACGCCGUUGAAGCUUGCCGAUCACUUCAAGAUUCCCGGAGUUUUUAACCUAGGAAGCAUCCCAACGAGUCCUUCUGGUGGAAGCGGUGGGUACCUUCAGAGCUCAGUUAUGGCUGCUAACUUCAGAGAGUUCAUCGAGAUUGUUUUCCAGAACUGGGAAAAUUCAGUCCAGUCUUGGCACAUCGCCGGUUACUCUUUCUUUGUCGUCGGUAUGGACGGAGGCCAAUGGACACCAGGAAGCCGAUCAAAGUACAACCUCCGGGAUGCGGUUUCACGGUCCACCGUUCAAGUAUACCCGAGGGCAUGGACAGCAAUCUACAUAGCGUUAGAUAAUGUUGGAAUGUGGAACAUAAGGUCGGAGAAUUGGGCAAGACAAUAUUUAGGGCAACAAUUCUAUCUCCGAGUUUACACUUCCUCUACUUCGUACCGAGAUGAGUAUCCACCACCAAAGAACGCUCUUAUGUGUGGAAGAGCUAGAGGCCGACACACCAGGCCGUUCUAG